Molecule: messenger RNA, 498 nt
Organism: Paramuricea clavata
Lineage: Eukaryota; Metazoa; Cnidaria; Anthozoa; Malacalcyonacea; Plexauridae
Source: the annotation of a GenBank genome assembly
AUGUCCUACACUCACAUCACUCUCGACGUGGGAGCUGCAAUCAAGGCUUUUCAUGUGGUUUGGAACAAUCCAGGUGCAUGGUCCGACAUUAUAAUUCAUCUAGGGGAUUUUCAUGCAAUAAUGGCCUUUUUUGCGGUUAUUGGGCAUUUCGUCGAGGGUAGUGGAUUCAAAUAUGUGUUAUUUCAAGCGGGUCUGUGUAGCUCUGGAAGCAUUACCGGAGUGAUGAGUGGAAAGCACUACAAUCGAUGUUGGCUUCUUCACAAAACUUUUUCCGAAGCAUUGGAAAGGUUCUUUAUAGAACAAUAUUUACCAACCAUGCCAGAGAAAGUUGAGGAGUUCGCCCAAAGUGACACAGCCCAAGAAACAAGUUUAACGAACAUUCUUAACGAUGACACUGUUAAAGAAUAUGUUAAGCAGUGCCAAACACAGAAAACCAAAUGUUUGAACGGAGAAUUUGGAAAAACACCCCCCAGUACUGGGAAAAAUAUAUGGAGCUAA